Molecule: messenger RNA, 3192 nt
Organism: Megalobrama amblycephala (Wuchang bream)
Lineage: Eukaryota; Metazoa; Chordata; Actinopteri; Cypriniformes; Xenocyprididae
Gene: zbtb33
Product: zinc finger and BTB domain containing 33
Exons: 2
Coding region: 184-2091 (635 amino acids)
Biological process (GO): regulation of transcription by RNA polymerase II
Molecular function (GO): DNA-binding transcription factor activity, RNA polymerase II-specific; protein binding; RNA polymerase II cis-regulatory region sequence-specific DNA binding
Source: RefSeq, a predicted model, not a curated record
UGUGACAGACAUUAGUGCGCGACUCCUGUCGGCUGGUGGAGGCGCAAGCGCGAGACUCGUUCAUCUCACACACAAGGAACUCGAGCUCCGUUGUGUUGUCCACGGCAACCGACUCACGUUAUCGCUGUCAUUAUUGUUUCUCAGCAAAGGGAAUCGUGGAUUUUAACGGGUCGCUUUGCAGGCAUGUCGAAACUAAAGCUAAUAUCUGCAGAGGACACUCAGUACCCAGCAUCACUGUUGAAGUCCAUCAAUGAUGAGCGACACAGCGGUAAAUUCUGUGACAUCACCAUAGUCGUGCAAGACCGCAAGUUCAAGGCGCACAAAUGUGUGCUGUCUGCCUCGAGUACCUAUUUCCGACAACUUCUCUCAGUUGCUGGAAAAGUUGUAGAGCUGAACUUCCUCAAGGCAGACAUCUUCGAUGUGAUCUUGAACUACAUAUACACUUCAAGAAUCUACAGGGUUCGAUCUGACAGACUUGAGGAUCUCAUCAGCGCUGGUCAGGUUUUGGGCGUGACGUUUAUAGCCAAUUUAGGAACGCCACUCGCACAAGUCAAGGGAUUACCAGGCCUGUCCAAAGAAAGUGACAACAACAGCGUCAAUUCCUCCGAGAAAAACGAGACCAUAGCCGAGGAUAUGCCGAUCAUUACCGAGACGUUCUCGCUGUCUGCUGAAGAGUUCAACAUGGCAGGUGGUAAUGCAGAAAAGGAAGUGGACUCGGAUGAUGAUAUUCUUUUUGUCUCAAAAACAGAGGCGCCGCAAGCUCAAAAGACCAAGAUAACAGAUGUCAACGACACCGAAGGAGGACCAGAGGCUAAAAAACAAAAAGUUACAAACGAGGAAGGAAUUGCCUCUGAAGAUUCAAUAGCCCAAGUAAGUAAAGACAAGCUUCCUUCUGAAAUCAAUACAUCUCUUCAAAAUAACCUUGAGCCCCAACCAGACGUCGUGCUCCUCUCAAACCCAGAAACCAGUAGCAGUAUUCUCACUUCACCAGUAAAAACGAGCUCACACAGUGAGCCCACAACCCCAGCUUGUGUGAACAGCCUCCCUUCAGAUCCUCACAGCACCUCACUACCUUUAGACAACAACGAAAUACUUGGCGUCCAAAAGAAAAAGGUCCUUCUUGAGCACUCGCCCGAUCAUCCCGGAAAAAUCAGACUGUCGGACGUAAGGCCAAUGUAUAGCACCAAUAAUGGACCGAUACCUGAAAUAAACAUGGUCCCAGCUAUGUCUGCGAAAAAGACGAUAACGUUAGACAAAGCCUCGGAAAUCGAUUCGCUAUCGCCGGGUUGUAAAGUAUAUGCCAAUAUUGGUGAAAACACCUACGACAUCGUUCCAGAAAAAGACGAUGCCGGGGAGGGAGUGGCUCCCGGUGGGAAAUCGCAAAUGCCACACGGUUCUCCCAGCAUGACCAAUAAUAACUCGCCUCAAAGAAAGAAAAAAUCAAAGCUGGAUCAGGAGGAUCACUAUGAACUCAUCAUGGACGGAAAGACCUUUUACGUGUGCAUUGUGUGCAAGCGUCCCUACGUGUGCCUGACGAGCCUCAGGCGGCACUUUAACACUCACUCGUGGGAACGAAAGUAUCCGUGCCAUUACUGCAACAAGGUUUUCGCCCUGGCCGAGUACAGAACCAAACACGAAAUCACGCACACAGGCGAAAGACGGUACCAGUGUUUACUGUGCAAUGAAAUGUUUCUCAAUUAUCAGAUAUUGUCCACCCACUGCAAGCAAAUGCACAACCAAGAUCCUUCGGGAAGGAAAGAGAAAGAUGACUCUUGCAACAACUUGUAUCGUCUGCUGCCUUGUAAAACGUUGCAGUUCAAACCCUAUUCCUUUGUGUCCGAGGAGUCGGGGGGGAUUCCGGUGAUCAAUGAAGAUGGGAUUGUCCAACAUGUAAACCCCGACAAAGAGCACUUUACCAACCAGCCACUUCCAUCUAGCCAAAACAAAGCACUGAGCUGGGAUGACAUCUUUGUAGAAUCCGAAGCACAAAACAGGCCGAUGGCUCACGUUCGAUCAGGACAACGGCCUGUCGACCAAAUAAAUGCUGAAACCACGAACGAAUUUGAGUUUGUUAUACCAGAGACGUACUGAGCAUGCUCGUUCACUCCUCUGGCUCAGGUGCCUUGUUCAUUUGUUCGUGUUUAAAUUUGAGCCGCAGGUUCUGUGGACCAUUUGAUUGAAAUCUCAACUCCAGUAUCCAUGAACUGAAAAUGGAAAAUUGUUUCAAGGUGCUUUAAUGUAUAUUUAGAAACAUUUGUUACUUAGCGCUGGAUUACAGUUCAAUUUCACAGUCCAUUAUUAAAUCUUAAUAAUGCUUCAUCAGAUAAUAUGACAAAGUAGAUAAUACAUAUUUUAUGUACAGCUACAUUAGAUCUGUGUAGAGCUGACCUUUAAUAUUUUCUGUUCCAUUUUCUGUUCUGCACAGUACAACCAUGUUGGAUGUAAUUUGUAGGGAUCAAGUACAAACUGUUGCAGUUUAUUUUUUACAAAUAUGUAACUUUAAUGUGUAAAUGCUUUUUCGGAGUGUUACAUAAAUUCCAAAAUCAAACAUAACAGUGAAAUCAGUAAACGGUGAAAGAGACGCUAACAUUGUUUUAAUUUUCUUGUUGGCAAAUUGUAGUUUUUAAGAAUUGUUUGGCACUAGAUAGAUCAGUGUUAAUGGCAGGUUCUGGUCAUGCGAUAAGAACUGGUUUGAAUGUUUGUAUUUAUAGUUUUUGAUGAUUGUCAGCCGUUUUUAAGAAGGAUGGAGUAAAUAUAUAAAAUGUUUAUGUCAUCUGUCCAUUAAUUAUGUUUUGAGGUUGUUUAUUUAUAUUACAUUAUGAACAUUUGGACCUGAAGAGAAAUAUUCAUCCCUCGUCCGGGCAUGUCUAGAGAAACAAGAUACUGAAAUGUCCAGGGUAUUCUAAGGGUAAUGUUGGUAAUACAAAGGACCUCUCUUUUUAUUUUGUAUAUACAUGUAUAUCAUUUUUACAAUUAUUUUUUCAGCAUAGUUUUAUAAUUAAUUAGCUUUGUGGGCUGUGAGAAGAAUCUGUGAAUAAAAUGAUUCCUUCAGUCAGAACUAGUGCUCUAACACCAUAAUCAUGUACAUAAUAGUACUAAAGACCUUCAUUUUAACAGUUUCUUCCCUUUCGGAAACUAUUUAUUAUUAGGUCUUAGUGUGAUAUUGAAUGAAAUAAAACUUUGACGAACAUA